AUGAAGCUUUUAGAAUACACCCCGUUCGACCGUGUAAAUGUGUUCCUCGAUCAACUAAACCUUGGUGAUUGUACAAUUAGGGGAAGCCUUGAAGCCUUCUCAUGCAAGCAUGCAGGAAAUGAUCGCCGGCUUUCAAUCAGCCUGGAACAUGAGAUUCUUGAUUACCUCGGCAAGUCUUCUGAUAGUGAUCCUCCUUCACCUGUGGAGCAUUUGUCUUGUAGAUCUAGCCGGAAAACGUUGAUAUAUCUAGUUCUCACUCUUGGCCAUAUGUAUCCAGAUUAUGAUUUCAGAUUAAAUUUAACAUCCUCUUUGUCAACAUCUGUUUCGCUUAGCAGUGCUGUUCGGGCACACCUAUUCUUCAAAGAAGAAGACAUGGAAAGUUUCAAGCAGAUGCUAGACAACUACUUAUCGGAGGCUUCUAGGCUCUGGGCAGCAAGAAAUGAAGGCAGUUCACUUCUGGACAGUAUGACUAAAGCUAUUGAUGAGGUUAUCAAAAUCAGGGAGUGUGACAUCUACAGCUACAACCCAGACUCUGACGGAGACCCAUUUCUAGAGAAAGGGGCCAUAUGGUCGGUCAACUUUUUCUUCUACAACCGGAAGCUAAAGCGAGUAGUGAGCUUUCGCUGCUGCUGUACUAGCAAAUUUGCAGGAGAUGACUUCCUUGCUGGUGCACUCUCAGAUGGCGAGGAGGAAGAUGCGUUGAUCGACAUGGACAUAUGA
Triticum turgidum subsp. durum (durum wheat) is the source of this 720-nucleotide messenger RNA. NCBI's taxonomy places the organism in Eukaryota, Viridiplantae, Streptophyta, Magnoliopsida, Poales, Poaceae. The record is from the annotation of a GenBank genome assembly.